AUGCCUGCCAAAGUGCCCUCCCACUACCCUGUGGACGAGACCGAGUCUGGCUAUGCCAGUGCUUCAUCCAGUGAAGCCAGCCUGCCUGAGGUCAUCUUCACCAAGGCCCACCUUCAGUUUCUGAACCGACAGCUGCAGUUUCUUGAGCCUCAGGAUGUCUUGAGAUGGUGCAUCACUACUCUCCCCAACCUUUACCAGACCACAGCCUUCGGUCUCACAGGCCUAGCUAUCACCGAUAUGCUGUCCAAACUUAAUGUUCCUCGCCCCCAAGUGGUCGACCUGAUCUUUUUGGAUACUCUACAUCACUUCAAGGAGACUCUUUCUCUUGUGGAUCGUGUCCGUCAACGCUACCCUAACAUCAACAUCCAUGUGUACAAGCCUCUUGGCGCCGAGACAGAAGAAGAAUUCGCGAAGAAAUAUGGCGAACGCCUUUGGGAAACGGACGAUGAGCGAUACGACUGGCUUGCCAAAGUCGAGACUGCUCAGCGUGCGUACCGCGAACUCAAAGUCGAUGCAGUCUUAACGGGUCGCCGACGAAGCCAGGGUGGCAAGCGAGGCGAUUUGGAUGUCCUUGAGAUCGACGAGGCUGGCCUCAUCAAAGUCAACCCAUUGGCCAACUGGACUUUCGACCAGGUCCGCCAGUACGUCAAGGAGAACGACGUACCGUACAAUGAGCUCCUUGACAAAGGCUACAAGAGCAUUGGCGACUAUCAUUCGACCAAGCCCGUCAAAGCAAAUGAGGAUGAGCGAUCAGGUCGUUGGCAGGGCCAGGCCAAGACCGAGUGUGGCAUCCACAACCCGCGGUCGAAGUAUGCUCAAUAUCUGCAAGAGAUGGAGCGCAAGCGACAGGAAGAAGUUAUUGCACAGGCAUUUGAGAAGGCUCAGGUGACGACAAGUGAAGCCUGA
Messenger RNA from Talaromyces atroroseus, 906 nucleotides. Its product is annotated as Phosphoadenosine phosphosulfate reductase. NCBI's taxonomy places the organism in Eukaryota, Fungi, Ascomycota, Eurotiomycetes, Eurotiales, Trichocomaceae. The transcript has 2 exons. Bases 1 to 906 code for a protein of 301 amino acids. Gene Ontology annotation, molecular function: phosphoadenylyl-sulfate reductase (thioredoxin) activity. The record is from RefSeq and is a predicted model, not a curated record. Gene Ontology annotation, cellular component: cytoplasm.